UGAACAUGUUGAAAAUGUCACCCAAACUGUGGGCGAUUAGCUUUAAAACAUUUUCUGAUGUCAUACAAUAUGCAUGUAUCUGACAAGUAUUUUUGUAUUGAGAUGAAUUCUUCUCGCAAUAAUCUAGUUAUAAUUGGGGAUUAAAUAUUUAAUAAUAGGCACGACUUUAAAGAAAAUUAAACAGGAUGUUUCUGAAAAUCUGGAACAUGAUCAAGUCAAGUCUUGAAUGAUAAGCAAAAGACGUCAGUGCUUUAAUUGUUUGUUGUUGUUUUUUUUUUUGUUUUUUUUUUUCAAAAUUUUGAAGUUUUAGGUACUGUCUCUUCACAAUAUCAUAAGUUUUUGCAUAACAAAAAACAAUUAGAAUAUAUUCAUAUGUGUUUGAUUUACCCUUAAAACUGCAUCAGGUGUUUAUAUUGAAGGUGUACAAUUAACUUUCAACAAGCCAAUAACAAAAUAAAUAUCGCUAGUAUUUUGCUUAUGUCAAAUUUCACAAUUACCGGACCGAUAGGAUAAGUAUAUUGCAAUUAUUUUGAUCUGUAUUUUCUAUGCCUACUCUGUAACCCCUUCGCAUUACUUAGCAUCUUCAAUUCAACUAUGUGUGUCCACGGAGUGCCCACACUCCUACAUCUUGAUAAAGUUAUUUUGCGUUUCCCCGUUAAACGUUUUUUUUUUCAUUUUGCUUUUCACCCAUGCAUACUAAAUAAAUGUGUCCGAAACAUGAAUAUUAUUUUGUGCCAAUUAGGGCCUGGUUUCGUGCUGUUAUUGCUCUUAUUGCGUAAUCCUGAAAGGGUUGACAUUUGUAAAAAAUACACGUACCAUUGCACUGUUUCUUAUUUUAUCGUUUAGCAAAGAUGUGAUAUGCAGAAAUAUUAUUUUAGGAAUUGUAACAAUCUAACUACUCAUUUUUCUGUGAUAAAAGUGUUUCAUAGUAACCAAAUAUUUAAAUCACUGGAGUGGUCGUUAAUGUAGUAAUACAAUAUGAACAUAUGUCCGCAGGUUAUAAAAUCGGCCAGUCCAGCAUUCUUGGAGCUGAUGUGCCUAGGUGGAAUCUUGGUAUGCUCACAGUUCUUCACUGAACUUUUGGAAACAAAUGUGUUGAUGUGUACCAUACGUAUUUGGCCACAACAUGUUGGUUUUGUUAUUUUAUACGGCUCCCUGGUCAUCAAAACAUGGAGAAUAUCAAUGAUUUUCACAAUCGGUGCCCGCAAAAGAGUUAGCCUACCGGAUGCCGUACUGCAUAAAAGGUUAGCUAUUCUCCUACUGGCUGCUAUUGCAAUACUGGCCGUGUGGACAACGAGUAGCCCACCAGAAAUAAGUGCACUUAGAACCUCAGACAACCUGAUUUUCUAUGUUUGCAAGUUUGGAAUUUGGGAGUAUACCGUCAUUGGAGCUGAAGUCAUAUUGCUGUUGUACGGUGUGUAUCUAAGUUUUACAAUAAGGAAAGCACCUGCUCAGUUCAGUGAUAAAUUUAUGGCGUAUGCAAUAUACAAUGCCAUCAUUCUUGGCCUAGUAAUGUCCUUAGUGUCUCGCCUGUUCAUACCGGUUACUGGUCCUGAUAUGAUAUUAGUACUUGAGUUUGUGCAGGUUCAAGUCUAUGCCUCAGUCACACUUCUCAUUAUUUUCAUUCCUAAAUUUCUGGCUGUCAGAAAGGAGAGAAACAACCAAGUUUGCAAAGCCAUUAUGAGCCAGACUUCUAUACUAGCUGCGGCAGGUCGCUUCAAAUCCAGCCCCUCUGUUGCAAUGGACUUAAAUGUAAAUUUUCUGAACUACAUGGUAGAACAAGUAGAGAAGUCUACACAGACAACCGAAAAUAUAGAAAAACAAACCGCCGAGUGAGCAAUAUUGUAUAGAUCACAAACGGAAUUCUUUCAUUUUGUAUUAGAUCUA
Mercenaria mercenaria is the source of this 1887-nucleotide messenger RNA. RefSeq names its product probable G-protein coupled receptor CG31760. Gene Ontology annotation, cellular component: membrane. The transcript has 6 exons. Gene Ontology annotation, molecular function: G protein-coupled receptor activity. Gene Ontology annotation, biological process: G protein-coupled receptor signaling pathway. Lineage: Eukaryota; Metazoa; Mollusca; Bivalvia; Venerida; Veneridae. The coding region runs from base 979 to 1836 and encodes 285 amino acids. The record is from RefSeq and is a predicted model, not a curated record.